This is a messenger RNA of Larimichthys crocea (large yellow croaker), 2970 nucleotides long. RefSeq names its product nephronectin a (gene npnta). The record is from RefSeq and is a predicted model, not a curated record. NCBI's taxonomy places the organism in Eukaryota, Metazoa, Chordata, Actinopteri, Sciaenidae. The transcript has 14 exons. Gene Ontology annotation, molecular function: calcium ion binding. The coding region runs from base 486 to 2372 and encodes 628 amino acids. Gene Ontology annotation, cellular component: membrane.
AAAAAAAAGUCCCACAAGAAGCUGAUGACUGGAUAUCCGCUGUGUUAUUGGAAAAAGGGCUGGAGAUAAGGGACUGACUGCAGUGGGUGCUGCUGUUUGGAGAGCCCGGUGACUCUGAGGAGGAGGAGGAGGAGGAGGAGAGAGAGAGGGAGCUGUGCGCACUCUUCCCGGCAGAGUGCGUCCCGCUCCACACACACACACGCUCACACACAAACACACAUCGGGGUCACUCUACUUCCAGGCAGCGGACUCUCUCUCUCUUGAACAUCGCACAUGAACAGUGGUGACGGACGCGAGCAGACCAGUCCUACCUGCGCACCAUCAGCGUGCGUCAAAGAAACUCUGCCUGUUUCUUUGUCUAAUUGUUUCCUCCGCGGUUUUUCCCCCAUAGCCGGUGCCUUUUCUUUCCUUUUUUCUCUCUUUUUCUUUUUUGGAUUACGGAGAAAGAACAAGCAGCGUGCGCAGCGCGCAACUCCUCCAAAAUCAUGGAUUUAUGGAUAAAGUUGAUGUUGUUGUACAGCUGCUGCUUUGGAGCAAGUGCAGACUUUGACGGCAGGUGGCCACGGCAGAUGGCCUCAUCCAACGGCCUGUGUCGAUAUGGAGCCAGGGUGGACUGCUGCUGGGGAUGGACGCGACGCUCCUGGGGUCACUGCCAGCCUCUCUUCGCCUUAACUCACAGAGUAGCCCGGAUAAGGUGCCAGCCUCAAGCUCUGUGUCAGCCUGGCUGUAAGCAUGGAGACUGCGUGGGACCCAAUAAAUGCAAGUGCCACCCCGGCUUCACUGGCAAGACCUGCAAUCAAGAAGAAGAGGUGGACUAUUUAACCCCACCAGUGUGGGCCAGUCACCUUCCUCUCUUUUUCCCUGUGGAUCAUCAGCCGGCGAGAGUAGUGACGGAGGAUCUGAAUGAGUGUGGGCUGAAGCCGAGGCCUUGUAAACACAGGUGCAUGAACACAUAUGGGAGUUACAAGUGCUACUGCCUCAACGGCUACAUGCUGAUGCCUGACGGGACCUGUGGAAAUGCUCGCACUUGUGGCAUGGCCAACUGCCAGUACGGCUGCGAGGUGCUGAAAGGAGAGGUCCGAUGUCAGUGUCCAUCGCCGGGGCUACAGCUGGCUCCAGAUGGAAGAACCUGCAUGGAUGUUGAUGAGUGCACAACGGGAAUAGCGGUGUGCCCCAGGUUCAGGAAAUGCAUCAACACCUUUGGUAGCUACAUCUGCAAGUGCCACGAAGGCUUUGACCUGCAAUACAUCAAUGGGAAAUACCAGUGCAUAGAUGUGGAUGAGUGCUCUUUAGGUCAGAGCCACUGCAGCAGCUCCGCCACCUGCUACAACACGCCAGGCUCAUACAAGUGCAAAUGCAAGGACGGCUACAGGGGGAUGGGCCAUGACUGCAAACCCAUUCCCAAGGUGGUUAUUGACCCCCCGAGACCAGGCAAACUGCCUCCAAAUCAUCACAACCGCAUCCCCGACAUGGAUCAGAAAAGAACCACCACCACCAAACACCCACCGGUGACUCAAAAGAGAAUCUUCCCCGUUAUUCCCAAAUCGACACCCUCCGCCACAACUACGACAACCACAACGACGACCAGAGCACCUCUGCCUCCAAAGAGGGUGACCCCUCCUCCACGUAAGCCGGCAGUUCCCACCUGGAAGCCUUUUAUCCCAACCAAGAAGCCAUCGGUACCCACGCACAAACCCUACGUCCCACCAAGGCCGGUGGCUCCCACUAGACUCCCCCCAACGCCACCACCACUCACACCAGUAGACAACACCAUCCAGAAGGAGGUCACCAAACAAAGAGGGGAUGUACACAUCCCUCGGAACCACGACCAUAACACCGUCCUCGGCAUUGACUUUGACAUUGAGCUCGGCAACACGGCGGAUGAAGCAAAGGAUGACCCAGAGGCGGGGUAUCUGAGCUGCUCCUUUGAUGAUGGUCUGUGCGGAUGGAUCAGGGACAAAGAGGGAGACCUGCACUGGGAGACGACGCCCGACCCAUCUGGUGGACGGUACCUCACCAUUCCUGAGGUAAACAACAAGAGGACUGGGCGAGGGGCCAGGCUGGUCCUCCCUCUCACCUCACCCUGGAACGAUGGCAAUCUGUGCCUGUCGUUCCGGCACAAGCUGGCAGGCCACCACGUGGGUAUGCUGCAAGUGUUUGUGAAGAAGGGAAAGCAGUACAGUCCAGCAGUCUGGGGCCGGACAGGUGGAAAUGGCUGGAGACACACUCAAAUCACAUUAUGGGGCAAAGGCCUGGAGAGUGUGAUCCUGAAGGGGGAGCGUGGGCGAGGCAGGAGCGGCGAGAUGGCUGUGGACGACAUCACCCUGAGGAAAGGCUCCUGCACAGAGGAGCACAAUCUGAGGAGACUCUGACUGACAGAAGAGAGAAAGGCAGAAAGAAAACAAGGGGGAGAAUCAUCUCAAAGAGAACUGACUCUGUUGUGACAGCCCCUCACUCUGCCUGGGCUCUCGCUGAUCCCCUACCAACCCUCCUCCGACCGUCCUUGCUCCUCCCAGUCAUCCUGCAAAUGAUAUCCAAAAAAAAAUCCUGCAGAAAAGUGGGUCUCUCUUUUUCGACUGUCCAUGAAUAAAAAGACUGAAUCGAAUGUCAUGGGUGGAUGCCAGCAUCACUCCCUCUGUCUUCUCAGCUUCCAUCCCCUUGUUACUCUGAAACCUGCAUGUAUCUACUUACCAUGGAAAUGUCCUCUACCUAACACAACCCUGGCAGCCCUCCAGCCACACCGCUGAGAGGCCCACACUCACUUCAUUUCCUUCUGGAGAGAGGAUCGUCCCCUCACUUAUGCGUCUGCUUUUACCUUGCUUUGAUCCUUUAACCACAAGCCAUUACUUUUUUUUAUUUCCCUGAUGUUAAAACAUGUGGUCAGAGUGGCUUUUUGUGACUGUUUUGAUCAGCAAAAUAUCAGAGAUGGUAUAAAUUUCUCUGAGGGUUAGAGAUGGAAAAAAAAAAUUA